This is a messenger RNA of Adineta steineri, 1098 nucleotides long. The record is from the annotation of a GenBank genome assembly. NCBI's taxonomy places the organism in Eukaryota, Metazoa, Rotifera, Eurotatoria, Adinetida, Adinetidae.
AUGAUCGAUUGUGAAGGAAAAAAUAGUUUAUCAUCAAAUAUUGACAAUAAUUAUUGUCCUUUUAUCGAAACGUUAUCAUUUGGUUCAGAUAUUAAUAUUAAAUGUAACAGUACUUAUUUAAUAUUCAAUGAAAUAAAUAGUCUAGCAUUAAAUUGGAAAUUUACAAAUCAAACAUCAAUUUGUAAACAAGCUAAGACACAACAAGCAUUUAUUAAUCAAUGUGGUGUUAAACGUAUUGAUUCAAAUUAUUUACAAGUUUCAUUAAAAUCAUUAGAACUUAAGGAAGAAGCUUGUAUUUAUUGUCGAAUAAAUUAUAAACCAAUUGCACCAAUAAUAAUUGUAACUCCAUUAGAAUACGGCGACGACGUUCUAUAUACUUUUAAUAUAACAGCGACUGGAUUAGCACGUAAUGAAUCAUUUGAAAUCCUAUGGGCUAAACGUGUUAAUGAUCAAUUUCGAAUUUCAUAUAAUUACUGGUUUUUAGAAAAAUGUAUGGAUCAAUCAAUACGUAUUCUUGAAAAUGCAGGACGUACAAUAAAAUUUACUGUUGAGGAUACAUUUAUCAGUCGAGUUGAAUUUAUUAUUCGCCGUUGUAAUGGCACAUGUCGACGAUAUGAAAGAUGUAACGAUGAAAAAUUUCGUAAUGAAAUGGCUUCAAAUUAUUUCCAUGUUCCCGACUCAAUAGAAAAAAUAAGUUGUGAUUCCGAUUGCUUGUCCGGUAUUGUUUCAAUACCUACAACAACUUAUAUUCCUUCAAAAGUAACAACAAAAACAACAACAGCAACAACAACAACCACAUCAUCAACAACAACUCAUACAUCAAUUCCGUCAGAAUCACAAAUGAUAAUUAUGAUAAUAUCAGGUGUACUUCUAUUAUUAUUCAUAAUAUUAUUGAGUAUAUUUAUUAUUUGGAUGGUUAUUAAGAAAAAAGCAAUUAUUCAAUUAACGGCUGCAUCCGAAGCUAGACGUCUACUAGUUUAUGCUGCUUUUGAAAAUAAAAAUUUAUUUAACUCAUUCACUAAAGUUUAUGAAUAUUUAAUGCAUCAUCAAGCCACAGUAGGAGAUUUAUGUCGAUAUUUUGAACGAUAUUUUCCUUAG